Messenger RNA from Portunus trituberculatus (swimming crab), 3345 nucleotides. RefSeq lists its product as uncharacterized. The coding region runs from base 1 to 3345 and encodes 1114 amino acids. The transcript has 6 exons. The record is from RefSeq and is a predicted model, not a curated record. NCBI's taxonomy places the organism in Eukaryota, Metazoa, Arthropoda, Malacostraca, Decapoda, Portunidae.
AUGGGCCCUUGUUGGAACCCUUGGAGUCGCGAUGAAUCCCUCGAUGUCUGUGGGCGAAAGGCGUCACCGACAACAGACCCCCAGUGCACCACAAAACCCUGCACUAAUCUCUGCCACGCCCACUGCCUGGCCGGCGCGGCUGAGUUUAGGUGCGGCGACACAGGUCAGCUCCGUGCCCGGGCGGGGAUUACUGACCCUGUCACUUAUUUUGUGGAUAACUCACAAGAAAAUUCCUCUUCCUCGACUCUUCCCUAUAUCCCACCCACGGAUCUGGUUGAGGAGCAGCCGGGGGAUGGCCUCGAUACCCUACCGAAGGAGGAGCUGAUAAAACAAUUAAGAAAGCUUCGUAGUGAGUUAGCCACGACAAAGAGCCAGCUAACGAGCUACAGAUCCGUAACUGUAGGCCUGGCCGAGAAAAGAUGUGUGCUAGUGGAAGCAUUAUCCAUAGUGGACACCCUCUUGGCUACUCACGCAAGCGAGGACCUGCACCAGAGGUCAGUGGCAUGUACAGCUAGACCUCACAAAAUUCUGGAUGAGGCUGUAUCCGUUAUCCCCGCGGACACGCAAGAAAGUACGUCUCCAUCCCCUACAUCAAUCAACCUCCAGCAUCCUUCCACACCUAACCCAGCAUCUGUAAAUGUGGUGGAGCAGGGACAAGUAGGAAUACUCACCACAGGUAUUCCUUCUCCAUCCACACCUCAUCCUUCACCUGAACUACCGAAGGAAAGAGGUCAGGCGCCAUCCCAAGUACCUCCCACACCUUCACCUCACCCCUCGCUUGUAUCAGCAGAGGAAAGAGAGCAAGGGCGGUCACUUGCUCCCCCCCCAUCAUCAUCUCAGCCUGAGACAUCAACAGGGCAAGGACGACCUCAGAACAGCAGUAGUCCACGUUACCCACCGCAGCAGCGUCCUAAAAAGGUGUGUGAAUACUGCCAAGGUCGCUUCCACUCAGCUUUGGAUUGUCGUGUGAGGGCUGCCAACGAGAGACAACAGGAGCUGGACCGCCAGCUUCUUGACCCCCCUGGUCCCUCGCCCCUUACCCAUAUGGCGUACAGUAUGGAGCAGCACCCCACCACUACUCGGCGAUGCUACAAGCCGGCCAACAGUGAACUAAAGAUAGUGUCGGCCAAUGUGAGGGGCUUUCACACAAACAUUGGGGAGCUCACUCACAGUGUUAUUAUUAAGAAAAAUAUAGAUUUAGUGUUCAUGUGCAAAACUUUUUUAGAUGCCAAGGUGCCAAGCAAUUAUGCCCGUAUCAAAGGCAAUGGGAAGGGCCUAUUGUGUGUGGGUUGCUAUCGGCCUCCAUCACAGGGAACAGUGUUGCUGGACUACCUAACAUUAAACCUGGACUCUUUGAUGACUGCCAGUCAGUGUGACAGUGUAAUAGUGAUUGGCGACCUAAACCAGCACACAGUCAGGGACGCCUUUAACUCACUACUGGUUGUGCAUGACAUGCACAACUACGUCACCUUCCCCACGCACAAAUCUGGGUCAUCCCUGGACCCGGUGGUGACGGAUCUUCCUUUCCACACAGUACAGUGCUUCCCACUCGACUUUGUAGGGACUUCAGACCACGUGGCUGUAUUCACCAGAGUACAGUUCAAGACACCACAUGAGGAGAGCUUCGAACGAACCCUCUGGAGCUGGGAGGCUGCCAACUGGGAUGCCUUUCGUGCCGCACUGAGGACUACAGAGUGGGGAGGAGUGCUGCGUGGUGACGCCAAUCAGCAGGUGAGGCAGCUCACCGAGCUGCUUCACAACAUGCAGGUCUGCUGGGUGCCGCACUCGGUCCAUAAAACAAAGGCAUCAGAUCAGCCUUGGUUUGGUCCUGCUUGCGUUGCCGCGUCAGAUGCCAAAUACAAAGCCUGGCGUGCUCUCAAGAAGCACCCGACGGCCAGAAACAGGCUGAGGCACCGAGCGGCAACAGGGCAUAUGAAUGCCACGCAAGCAUGGGCUAUAGAGCAGUGGAGGGCGAACCUGAAAAACAAACUAAGGGGAGGCCAGGUUGGCUGCAAGCAGUGGUGGAGCCUUGUCAAAGAUAAGCAGGGUGAGUCGCGGGGCACCUCCUUCCCUGCACUCCACCAGGCAGACGGCAGCUUCGCCCACAGUGUAAGUGACAAGGCAGGCCUCCUGGCCAAGCACUUCGCUGAAAAGAUGUGCAUCCCCGACCCCGAAAGACCCUCUCCGCUGCUGCCUCAAAUAGUGAAAGAGACACUAGUGAAAGUGAUAACAAGUGAAGUGGAAGUGCGAGCGAUUCUCAAAAGUUUGGACGAGAACAAAGCUGUGGGGCCUCAGGACAUCAGCCCGCACGUUCUACGCCAGUGUGCUGCUGAGCUGGCGCGCCCCCUCACUUCCCUCUUCAAUCACUGCCUCGCCACCUCCACAUGGCCUGAAAUGUGGAAAGGGAGCAGUGUGGUGCCUCUUCACAAGAAGAACUCCAAGGCAGAGGCAAAAAAUUACAGACCCGUGUCCUUGCUGCCUGUGCUGAGCAAAGUGCUGGAAACAAUUGUGGCCUCACGAGUGACGCAGCAUCUCGAGCGCCACCACCUGCUGAGCAACAGGCAGUUUGGGUUCAGGCAAGGGAGGUCGGUGGCAGACCUGCACCUGCUCCUCUCCACGAAGUGGAGUGAGGCCCUGGACCGAGGCAAGGCCACAGCAGUAGUGGCUCUUGAUAUCGAAGCUGCGUUUGACAGAGUUUGGCAUGCAGCGCUCAUCACCAAGCUCCGCGCUGUAAAGGUGGACGGAGCACUCCUCCACCUCCUAGAAAAUUACUUGAGAGCCAGGCACCUCAAAGUAAUUAUCAAUGGGCGGGAAUCAAAACCACAGCCCAUAAGGGCAGGCGUUCCUCAAGGGAGCUGCCUCGGCCCUUUGCUGUGGAAUGUGUCGAAGGCGUUUGCAGAUGAUAUAACACUAUCCCACAGCUACGGACUGGAGGAGGAAGCUGCAGCCACCUGUGACAUCAACGCCACCUUGAGCCGCAUUGCAGCCUGGGGAAGGAAGUGGCAAGUUAAGUUUGCUGCUCACAAAACCCAGCUGCUAAGCAUCACCAGGACGAGUGAAGUCCUGCGCCUCGCCUUCAACGGGGAGACACUGACGCCGCGGGAGGAGGUGGAGGUGCUGGGGGUAACUUACGACCGUAAGUUAACUUUCAGGACCCACUUGGAGCGACUAGCCAGAGAGGCCUCAGGGAAGCUGGCAUCCCUGAGAAUCUCCUACCUUCUGGACGCCAAAGGACUGGAGUUGCUCUACAAGUCGCAGGUCCGCUCCUCCUUGGAAUACGCCUGCCUUGCCUGGGGCGGCGCAGCCAGCAAACAUCUCGCUCUCCUGGACAAGGUUCAAGACUGA